This is a messenger RNA of Blepharisma stoltei, 921 nucleotides long. NCBI's taxonomy places the organism in Eukaryota, Ciliophora, Heterotrichea, Heterotrichida, Blepharismidae. The record is from the annotation of a GenBank genome assembly.
AUGACAAAGAACAACUAUUUAUCAGAUCACGAACAAGAAGUCAUUUACAAUGUUAUUCUGGUAUCUUCAAUUCUUAGUCUAAUUGGAUCGCUUUUUGUGUGCUUUGUAUAUUUAGCAUUUAAAAGCCUUCGAGUAUUUGCUUUUCGGCUGGUAUUUUAUUUGGCAAGUGUAGAUGUUUUUAUAUCAAUAAGUAAUUAUUAUAUAGGCUUCAUGAUUCCAUAUGAUAAAGGAAAUUCUGUAAGAUGUAGAAUUCAAGGAGCAGCUAUUACUUAUUUUACGUUAUCUGAAGUACUUUGAACAUCAGUGAUUGCUCAUACUCUAUAUUCAAGUGCUAUUAAAAACGCUAGUUUUGAAAACUAUCAUCUAAAAUAUUGUCUUUUUUCAUUUGGAAUACCUUUAAUUGCUACAAUUAUCCCUUGGAUUGGUGAUUUUUAUGGGCCAUCUAACGGCUGAUGCUGAAUUGUUCAUGAUAAAGGCAAUGAAGGAUAUCAUACAUAUCUUAUCUGUUUAAAAUUGGCUUUAUUUUAUAUACCAUUAUGACUAGUCAUCAUAUAUAACUUUGCAGUUUAUAUGAAAAUUAUUAGAAAAUUACAAGAAAAUGAAGGGUCUUUUCAUGAGCAUACUAACAUAAGGAGGGUCUUAAUUAUGAAACUUAGACUUUAUCCUUUGGUUCUUAUGGUCUGCCAAGGCCCAGUCUCAGUCUUCAGACUGUUCUCUUUCUCUGAUGAAGGAUAUGCUCCAUUUGAAUUGGUUUUGCUUUCGGGCAUUGGAAUCUGUAUAAAUGGAUUUUUAAAUGCAGUUAUCUAUGGCCUUACUAGGCAGGUUAGAAAAGAAAUUGCAAAAAUAAUAUGUAAAUAUAAAACUGAAGGGAGGCCAGAAAGAGAAACAAUGACUCAGUCAUUGAAAAUAGUUGAGGAAUAA